AGUGCUUUUGUUUCGAAUGAGAUAAAAAAUGACCAAAUGCUAGUUCAAAGAAUCGUCAAUCGUGUUUCAGAGAUAUUAAGUCAUAUGCCAUCAAAUGCUAGUUACCAUGACAAGUUAGUUGGAAUUGAUUCGCGUGUCGAGGAAGUAAUAUCGUUAUUGGAUGUUGAUGUAAAUAACAGAAAUUGGAGAAUAGGAAUUUGGGGAAUGGCUGGUAUUGGAAAGACAACUCUUGCUGGUAUAGUGUUUUCGCAAAUCAAGGUUAAAUUUGAUGCCCACUGCUUUGUUUCAAAUGUCAAGGUACAGAUAAGGAAGGAAACAGAAAUUGUUUUACGGGAUAAAAUCAUUCGUUCACUAUUGGGAGACGAAUAUUUAAAAAUAGGCUCACCACUUUUAGUAUUAGAUGAUUGGAUUAUGAGAAGACUGCAAAAAAAGAAAGUUCUUAUUGUUUUUGAUGACGACCCUUUUAUGGCAAGAGAGAAAGUACAGAAAGAGUACUGGGAGAGCCAGUUGCUCAAAUUGAAAAGCAUCCCGAACAAGAGAAUUCAAGAUGUUCUAAAAAUAAGUUAUGAUGGGUUAGAUAGCAAUGAGCAGAGCAUAUUUCUGGAUAUUGCAUGUUUGUUUUUGUGGGUAGAAAAACCUGGAAUUGAAAAAAUAAUGGAAAGUUUUGGUUUCUUUGCGAGAUGUGGAAUAAGUAGUCUCAUUGAUAAAUCUCUCCUCACCGAUGAUAAAUAUAAUGGUAGAAUAGAAAUGCAUAACUUACUACGACAAAUGGGAAAGGAGAUUGUGAAUGAGGAAUGCAAACAGCCUGGAGGACGUAGUAGGUUGUGGAAUCCUGAGGACAUUUCUCAUGUAUUCAAAACAAAUACUGGAACUGAUAAGAUUGAAUGCAUUUCGCUUGAGAUAUCGAAUGCUCGAGCUUUUGAGAUAAGUUCCAAAGCUUUCGUGAAGAUGCCUAAUCUUAGAUUCCUCAGAAUCUAUGGCUUUGAAUUGAUUUUGCCUGAUGGUCCUGAUUUUCUUCCAGAAGAGCUAAGAUUUUUAUGUUGGAACAGUUACCCUUUGAAAUCGUUGCCGUUGAAGUUUUGCCCAAAUAACCUUGUAGAACUUCACUUGCCUGACAGCCAACUCAAACAACUGUGGGAUGGAGAUAAUAAGCUUCUUAAAAAUUUGAAAGUUAUGCACCUCAGCGGGUCGCUCUCUUUAUUGAGAAUUUCGGAUCCAUUUCAAGCCCCAAACCUUGAGGUAUUAUGUUUGUCAAGUUGUAGCAGUUUAAUUGAGAUUCCUUCAUCUCUUAAAUAUUCAACCAAGCUUGCUCAGCUAGACUUAGAGUACUGUGAUAGUAUUCGCAGUUUGCCAAGCUUCCUUCAGUUAGAAAAUCUUGAGAUGCUUGAUCUUAAUGGUUGCCGUAAACUUGAAGAAUGUCCAGAGCUUCCUUGCAAUUUAAGGGAUUUAAAUUUAAGUAAAACUGAAAUAAAACAAUUGCCUUCAUCAAUUGGAAAUUGCUCUCAACUUGUUGAAUUAUCGUUAAGUGAGUGUACAGAGCUUGAAAAUCUUCCAAACUGCAUUGGCCAGUUACAAUCUCUGAAGAAACUUGACGCAACAGGAAGUGGCAUAAAUUUUAAUGGAUGUAAAGGUUUGACGGUAUGGCUUUUGUUGUCCGGUUUGAAUAGCCUACAGAAGCUUUAUCUAGGUAACUGUGGCAUAUCAGAAAUUCCGGAGAGUAUUGGAUCAUUAGUUUCAUUGAAAGAGUUAUAUUUAGAAGGAAACGAUUUCGAAAGCAUUCCUGCAAGCAUCAAACAACUUUCUCAUUUGGAGACUCUUAGGUUGGAUGAUUGUAAGAGGCUUAGGGUUGGAUGA
This is a messenger RNA of Jatropha curcas, 1854 nucleotides long. NCBI's taxonomy places the organism in Eukaryota, Viridiplantae, Streptophyta, Magnoliopsida, Malpighiales, Euphorbiaceae. The record is from RefSeq and is a predicted model, not a curated record.